UAUCACUACUUUUUCGUGGUGUCGUUCUCUGUCAGUGAGCUAGGUACGGGGUAGGGGAUUUUUUUUUUCUUUUUCUAAUUUUCUUCAGACUCAUGUCCGAAUCUUUUUAUAUCUGGUUUUGUUUUACUUUGCUAUAUUAAUUUUGUUUUAUUACUUAAUUUUACUGGUAGUGUUUUUAAAAAUUUUAGUCUUAUUUUAGAAUUUAACAUGAUUUCUUUUAAACUUAUUUUUUAUUUUUGUUUUAAUUUCAGUUUCCAAAUUUAAUCUAUCUAAUGUAUGAUUUUUGCAUUCAGUUAACAGGUGGAGUAUGGUUUCUUCUGUUCCUGCAGCGUAUGUGCAGUCUGGUGAGUCUUUCAGUUUGAAUCUAUGCAGGUAUUGUGCGAAUGCGCCAUGUCCAGUGAAAGCUUGACAGACUAAAUGCCCUGGUUCAGUUUCUCUAAUGAUUUUGUAUGCAUCACGGACAUCAGGGAGGAAGAGAGGUAGGGGAUUGGAUCAUGGUAGACAACGAUACAAGUGAUAUUUUUGGUGACUAUACUAUCUAUAGGCUAUGGGCGGGCGCUUACCAUCAGGCGGGAUACCCUUUUAACACAAAAAACCCCAUUUUAAUUCUACCAAACUUUUCAGAAAAAUAGGAAACUUUAAUAGUGAUAGGAGAUACUUACCACAGAUCCAUAGCCGGUAACAACCGUCUCCCCGAACGACGGCGGGAGGUCAGAGUCAGCUAUGGCUAACGCCACCGGCUGCACACGGUUGUUAGGCCUAAUGGGGAUAUUGACCUGCCAACCACAAGAGAAAAAUAAAUAUAGAGCAACACGAACGCGAUCUAAAAGGGAGUACGAAGGAGUACAAGGAGGAGGAAGGAAACACGAGUAUGACUUUAUUUAAAAUGUAUAAAGUGGUUAACUCACUAAUCAAAACACUGCGCAGCUGAUAAAAUCCAUUGCUUCGCCACUAUAGCCCCUCCACACCAAUGUUUGCCAUGUAAUCUGUAAGUAAAAAUCGCUUUAAAUUAGAAUUAAAAAUGAAAUACAUAUAAAAUUGGGAAUACCCAGACAAAAACUUGCAAAAGAAUUUCGGGCGGAAAAUAUUUCAUUAACAGUCUUUAAUAUUAUGUCCGUAGUGGAGGCAAAGGCCGUCAUUAUGUGUAGAAUUACAAAGUACGAAUAGGCUGUAAACCCUAACACACCAAGCGAGCCUAGGAUUGGCUGGUGAGUAAAUAUCUACUUUUUUAUAUAUUACAAUAAAAAGUUCGUCUGUCUGUAAAUGUUCCCGAUCAACUCAAAAAGUACUGAAAGGAUUUUCACGAGGUUUUCAUCAGAACAUCAACUUUUAUCGGAAGGUUUCUAAUGCAAGAAUAGGAAUGCAAUAUUCUACUAGUAUUAUUAGAAUAAAUUGAAAUGAAAGUCUAUUGAUUUCAUGUAUUUGGUAAUGGGAAUUAACAGACACUUAAAAAUUAAUAAUCUAGGAACUCCUGUUGAUUGCAACGGAACUUGCAGUCAGCGUAGAAAGUCACAUUUUGUGAAAAUUACCUCGGUCUGAGAUACAUUCAGCCAACUGACAAUCCGACAGACAGCGAAGGCUCAGUUAUAAAGUACUUUUUUCGAUCUUCGGGUUACUGAACUCCAAAGAAGACGUAUCAUUGGCCAAUUUAUUACCUAAUGGAUACAGUGUAAGGAUAGUCCUCAAGGCACACUAGUCCAUUCCUUGUGGUCAGUCUUUUUUUCCUGAUGUGUGUGAGGUCUUCUUCCAUCCGAGGAGGAAAUUCACAUUCCAACUCGUUACGUGACGUUGUUGCUGUAAACGUAUAACCAAAAUAUAAAAAAGACUCAUCGAAAAAAAAAAUUUAGACGGUGUUGUAGGUACGAGUAAUUAUUAUUAGGGGUAUGUAUAGAAUAUUCAAGUAAUAAUUAUUAAAUACGUUUAUGUCUUGCGUCUACGUUUUCAAUUUUGUUUUGAAUAGAUAACUUUUCAUUUUCUAAUCUUCAAGUAUAUAAGUCAAUUUUAUUGAAGUAUUUAUACCGAUAGAAAUAAUUAUUUACCACUUUGUACACCUAUAAUUCUGGUUUUAAAACUUAAACUUAAAAAUGUGACUAAAAUAGCUUUUCUUAAAAUCAUCAUAAUAGCAAUAUAUAAUACUAGGGGUAAUUAAAACUUCACUAGAACACUUAAAGUUCUCCGCUCAUUACUAAUGUUCCAGUUUUCUCUCAUGGAGUUAAGUGUUAGAAGGCAGGUAAACAAAAGGUAACGGCUAUUGUUCUUUGCAACAAUGGUAACCGUUAAAGCAAACAAUACAGAAAUCAAAACAAAUAUUAAACCCACCGACCCUUUUGAUUCAAGAAAACCUUAGUUAAAUCUACUUUCUGUUUAUUCAACUUCCACACUGGACACGCGACACAUAGAAUGCAGAAGCUGGAAGCAAAAUAUCCUUUUAUUCUUGGCAACAUCUUUAAGGUUUUCCGUGGACAAUUGAUGUUUCCUGAUAUUUUUGUGUUGAUGUUAGCAAUGUUUACUAGUGUAAUAAACUUUGAUUUGAGCCUUUUUUUUUUGUUGUACUACUGUUCACGCCCUAUCACAUCCCCUACAGAUUACAUUUACUAUUAAAAUUUACACUUCAACACACUAUUAAAUUUGAUACCCAUCAAUUCUGAUGGACCGUUUAAUGUCUUCUGAUCAUCAUUUAAGUUCUUUUCUUUCUUAAACUAUGUCGGUAUGUUUUUUUGAACAAGUAUGUCAUGAUUACUAUCAUUGUUAAAGCUUGAACAAUCUAUGAUUACAACGUGCGUACAACGAAACGAUUGCAAAUGGUCCUAAUUGUUUAGCUUUAUGAUAAACCUUAUCAUUGUCAAUGCACGAUUGUUCUACAUUAAUCUUUUAUUUCUUACUGGCUUUUUUAGUUGUUCUUGUUAUUUUUGAAUGAAAACCUUUGUAUUUAACACCUGGUUGCUUGGGGCAGUCUUAGUGCAUCUGGCAAAGUUAGGAAUUGAGAACUGAUGAUGCUAUUUUAAAAUUUAGAAAAUGAUCAAACAGAAUUUGUUUAAAAUUAUUUUUUGUAUUAUCGUUGUCUGUUGUCAUAUUUACGUUGAAAGUGAUAACUCCGUCAGUUCAGAGAGUGAUGAAAACCCGGAUAUUAACGAAGUUUUAGACAGUGAUGAGGACGGAAGGGACGAUGAAGAAGGAAGGAACAAUACCGACAACAAUACGAGUACUAAUAUAGAGAUCGGCUCGGAAAACGUUAUUCGACCUAGAGAAGGAAAAAACCAAGUUCUUGAUAGAAAGAGUUCGGACAAACAUGUACCUGAUAAUUCCGAUCAAAAUUUCUAUGCUAACAAGACUGCUUUUAGAAAGUGCACAGUCAGGAGCAUACAAAGUGCAGAGAAGAUAAGCGAGGAAGUAGAAUGUAACAGCACUCUGUUGAGCCAUCCAUUCUCUGUGUCGAUACAGCGUAAAGGCUCCCAUUAUGCUUCUGGCGCUUUGCUGAACAAUCAAACUGUGUUGACUGCGGCAGCGGAAUUUUAUAACGUUCGAGAGUCAAUAAAGCUCUAUAAAGUGAGAUUGGGCUCCGUGAACUGCAAGAAGGGUGGGCGGUUGGUCCACAUUAAGAGUAUAAAUAUCCAUCCGUCGUACGAGAGAGGAAAUCCGGCAUACGAUGUCGCCGUGCUGAAACUGGCUGAGCAAGUCAACUUGACAGAAUACAUUAGGCCUGUGCCUAUGUCCAAUGUAACGCAGAAAGUUAUCAGUGCCAAGUUCAUGACUACGUAUUGGCCGAGACUGAUUAUCAACGGUCGUGCUCUUCCAAAGUCGGCCAAGGAGCGAACUAAACACCACAGCAUGAGAAUAUCCACACAAAGACUCAUCCCUUGGAAGAUAUGCAGGACACUCGUGGAUUCCACCGAAAUGAUGUUGGACCUGAACAGCUUGUGUCUGAAACCCAUCAAGACUCACCACAGUCUCUGUAUGCCCGAUCCAGGAGCACCAGUGGUUGCGGAGGACGGCCUCUGGGGCAUCACAUCCGGUUGGACAUCGAAGAACUGCAAGACUUCGUCUAGCCCUACCAUCUUUACGAGAACCUCGUUGAAACCUAUUCGAAAGUGGCUGUUGGAGUUUCUAUGAAAUGUUUCGAACAAACUUAGUUAUUCAUAAGUAUUUAUUGUGUCAGAUAAUGCUCCGUAGAUUAAAACCUGUAAUAAACUAUAAAAAUCUGUUUUUUUAGUUAUCACUCACUAAUUUGCA
Molecule: messenger RNA, 4230 nt
Organism: Chilo suppressalis (striped riceborer)
Lineage: Eukaryota; Metazoa; Arthropoda; Insecta; Lepidoptera; Crambidae
Source: the annotation of a GenBank genome assembly